Molecule: messenger RNA, 2154 nt
Organism: Penicillium taxi
Lineage: Eukaryota; Fungi; Ascomycota; Eurotiomycetes; Eurotiales; Aspergillaceae
Product: glutamine-dependent NAD(+) synthetase
Exons: 15
Coding region: 1-2154 (717 amino acids)
Biological process (GO): NAD+ biosynthetic process
Cellular component (GO): cytoplasm
Molecular function (GO): ATP binding; glutaminase activity; NAD+ synthase (glutamine-hydrolyzing) activity
Source: RefSeq, a predicted model, not a curated record
AUGGGGCAUCUAAUCACUUUAGCAACAUGCUCUCUCAACCAAUGGGCCCUUGAUUUUGAGGGCAACGCGGCCCGCAUUAUCGAAAGUGUCCGGCUAGCAAAGGAAGCUGGCGCAACUCUGCGCGUUGGUCCUGAGCUGGAGAUCACCGGAUAUGGCGUUUUGGAUGGAUUUCUUGAGGGUGACACAUUCCUCCACUCGUUCGAGAUGUUGGCCCGCAUUAUCGAACACCCAGACUGCCAGGAUAUUGUCGUCGAUGUCGGUAUGCCUGUACGCCACAGGAAUGUCAGAUACAAUUGUCGCGUGAUUUUCUAUAACAAGAAAAUCGUUCUCAUUCGGCCCAAGAUGUGGCUAGCCAACGACGGCAACUACCGAGAGAACCGACACUUCACGCCGUGGCAGCGUCCCCAGGAGGUGGAAGAUUAUUAUCUCGAAUCGAUUGUCGGCAACAUUACAGGACAAUAUAAGGUCCCAUUUGGUGAUGCUGUGAUCAGUACCAGGGAUACCUGUCUGGGUCUGGAAACUUGUGAGGAGCUGUUCACUCCUAAUGGACCCCAUAUUCCCUACGGCCUUGCUGGCGUGGAAAUCAUUUCCAACUCUUCCGGAAGUCACCAUGAACUCCGGAAGCUCGACACCCGGAUCAACCUGAUUACUCAAGCUACAAAAGUGAGCGGUGGUAUCUAUUUGUAUGCGAACCAGCAAGGCUGUGACGGUGACCGUCUAUAUUACGAUGGUUGUGCCAUGAUCGUCAUCAACGGUGAUAUUGUCGCACAAGGAUCUCAAUUCUCAUUGAAUGAUGUCGAAGUUGUCACUGCAACAGUAGACAUUGAAGAGGUUCGAACAUAUCGAUCCAGUGUCAGUCGUGGCAUGCAAGCAAGCAAGCAAACGCCCUACGUCCGUCUUGACUUAGACGUUCGGCUUUCCCGCCGAUUGGAGGAGGCAGAGCCUAGCUUGAUAAUCUCUGAACCGAUAAAGCCUCGAAUCCAUUCACCUGCAGAAGAGAUUGCUCUAGGGCCAGCAUGCUGGCUAUGGGACUACCUUCGACGGUGCGGUGCUGCAGGUUUUUUCAUCCCUCUCAGCGGUGGCAUUGAUAGUUGCGCCACAUCUGUGAUUGUGUUUUCUAUGUGUCGACAGGUUCUCAAGGCUGUCAGAGAGGGCAAUGAGCAAGUGAUCAAGGAUGUGCGUCGGCUCUGUUCUAAGCCAGAAGAUUCAAACUGGCUUCCUACCAGUCCACAGGAAAUAUGCAAUGCCAUUUUUCACACAAGCUACAUGGGUACUCAAAACUCAGGCCAAGAGACCAGAGAUCGUGCCAAGCGCCUGGCGGCAGAUAUUGGUGCAUACCAUAUCGACUUCAAUUUUGACACUGUUGUGACUUCCAUCAUGAGCCUUUUCGCGGUUGUCACCAACUUACAGCCACGGUUCAAGGUCCAUGGAGGCUCUAAUGCUGAAAACUUAGCACUUCAAAAUGUUCAGGCUCGACUGCGAAUGGUUUUGGGCUACCUAUUUGCGUCAAUGUUACCGACUGUCCGUCAAAGACCUGGUGGUGGCGGUCUAUUGGUUCUCGCAUCCUCGAAUGUAGACGAAUGUUUACGAGGUUAUUUGACCAAAUACGAUGCCUCCUCGGCAGAUUUGAACCCCAUCGGUUCAAUCUCGAAAGUUGAUCUGAAGAAAUUCAUCUGCUGGGCCGGUGAUGACUUCGAUCUUCCCAUCCUGGAAGAAUUCAUAACCGCAACCCCAACUGCCGAGCUUGAGCCGAGAACAGCAACAUAUGUGCAAUCCGAUGAGGCUGACAUGGGUGUUACAUACGCAGAACUAGGCACAUUCGGUUAUCUCCGAAAGGUUGCCAAGUUGGGCCCAUGGUCGAUGUAUGAAAAGCUGCUUCAUAUGUGGGGCAAUGAUUUCAGUCCUCGUGAAAUCUACGAAAAGACUCGACACUUCUUCUACUAUUAUUCCAUCAACCGACACAAGAUGACGACUAUUACACCAGCAUAUCAUGCAGAACAAUACUCUGUCGAUGACAACCGGUUUGAUCACCGGCAGUUCCUCUACCCGUCUUUCUCGUGGGCCUACAAGAAGAUGGAGGACAGCGUCAAGUUCUGGGAGUCCAAAGGUUGGACAAAUGGGAAGUCCCAAAAAAAGAGUGUCAAGGCAGAUUGA